This is a messenger RNA of Penicillium oxalicum, 933 nucleotides long. Its product is annotated as alpha/beta hydrolase. Gene Ontology annotation, cellular component: membrane. Gene Ontology annotation, molecular function: palmitoyl-(protein) hydrolase activity. The transcript has 4 exons. Lineage: Eukaryota; Fungi; Ascomycota; Eurotiomycetes; Eurotiales; Aspergillaceae. The record is from RefSeq and is a predicted model, not a curated record. The coding region runs from base 1 to 933 and encodes 310 amino acids.
AUGUCCGAGUCCCCUCCGCCACCUCCAUCGUGGAGCUUUGGAGGUAUGGCCAACAGCGCCGUUCAUUUCCUGCGCCUUCCGGUCCUGGCUUCGUCCGGCUUAGCAGUGGUCGCAAGUAGUCUCUUGUAUUUCAAGCAAAAUGAACUGAUCUAUCCCCGCAACAUCCCAGCGGAUGCGCGCACCAACGUUCCCAGCCCCAGACAAUUCGGCAUCACCGACUUUGAAGAUUUGCAAAUUCCCACUCCCGAUGGAGAGUCACUGAAUGCGCUCUUCUUGCGCUCAUCCACCAGUCGUUAUCGGCGCAAUCUUACAGUCAUCAUGUUCCACGGCAACGCCGGCAACAUUGGCCAUCGUGUACCAAUUGCCAAGGCUUUGCAGGAUACCUUGAACUGUCAUGUUCUUUUGCUGGAAUACAGAGGCUAUGGAAAGUCUACCGGCACUCCUGAUGAGUCGGGAUUGAAAGUCGAUGCGCAGACUGGUCUGGACUAUCUGAGGCAACGGGCAGAGACGAGGGAUUCCAAGUUUGUUGUCUAUGGUCAGAGCCUGGGUGGUGCGGUGGCUAUCAAUCUUGUUGCUACCAACCAGGAGCAAGGCGACGUGGCAGGCUUAAUCCUCGAGAACACUUUCUUGAGCAUUCGCAAGCUAAUUCCCAAUGUCUUCCCCCCAGCUCGAUACCUGGCCCGUCUUUGCCAUCAGUACUGGACGAGCGAGGAUGUGUUACCCAAGAUCAGCAAAGUUCCCAUUCUCUUCCUCAGUGGACUGAGGGAUGAAUUGGUCCCUCCUUCCAACAUGACACAACUAUUCGCCGUGUGCAAGUCAGAAACAAAAAUCUGGCGCACAUUACCCAAUGGCGGUCACAAUGACUCAGUCGCUGAGCCCGGCUACUUUGAACAUAUUCAUUCCUUCGUCACGGAAGAAGUCGACAUGGAGUAA